Molecule: messenger RNA, 606 nt
Organism: Penaeus vannamei (Pacific white shrimp)
Lineage: Eukaryota; Metazoa; Arthropoda; Malacostraca; Decapoda; Penaeidae
Source: RefSeq, a predicted model, not a curated record
AUGAUGAAAGUGAGAAUCCAAGCCAAACCACAUAAUAUUAGCAUUAUCCAAUGCUACGCUCCAACCAGCCAAGCCACUGAAGAAUUAGAAAGUUUCUAUGACAGCUUGCGAGAAACACUAGACAACAUACCAAACAGAGAUGUCAGAGUCAUCAUGGGUGACCUGAAUGCAAAAGUUGGCAAAUUAGACAUAAGACACAACGCCCAUGGAAAAUUUGGUCAAGGAAAACAAAAUGAAAGAGGAGAAAAGUUAAUUGAAUUCUGCAACUCCAACAAUCUAGUUAUUACCAACACACUGCUCCAACAUCAUCCAAGGCAUCUCUGUGUCAAAAAUACCAGAACUAGACCAGGAGCUGAUUGCAACAUUGAUCAUCAACUACUAACAAUGGAUAUCAGAUUCAGCCUUAAGAAGAUGAAACGAGAAACAAUACAAAAAAGGUUUAAGAACAAAUUAGAAGAAAUCUCAGAACAAGCAGAUUACAAAAAAGCAUUCGACACCGUGGUUCAUGAUACUCUCUGGAACGACAUGAAAAAUUUGGGUUUCCCCAUACACGUCAUAAAACUUAUGAUCAACAAAAGGCGACUGUUCGAACGUCAUACGGAAUGA